AUGGUCUCCCACAAUGAACCAUAUGACCCUCAAUCCCCUACUCUGGCUCAGCUACAAGCCCGUGCUCUGGCCUCUCAACAGCCAUCACACUCUGAACCUGAACUAGUAGUCACUACCCCACCCCCUGAACAAAAUCCAACUACAUCUGAACCACCUCAAACACCACCACCCGUACAACAACCAACACACUCACCCUCUAAAUCAAAUCCACAACCUGAACAAACAACACUGACACCCUCUGCCAUUCCUACACCAACAACUUCAGUUGCCUCCAUCACUCCCGCACUAAAUAUCAGUGCCCCCAACUCACCUUUUCCAUCCUCUCCAGCCUCUGCCAUUGAACUAGAAACAACCUUCCCUACCCUAGAAGAAGCAAUACAAGUUUUUGCAGAGUCUUCAGUAGAGAAGAUCAAGCCUCUGAUCAUCAAUUAUGGCAUCAGUGAUGAUCCCUCUGAACGGAUCAAAGAAGCUGAAGAAAAGGCUGUUGCUGCUACUGUGUCUGCUGCUGAGGCUGAGGAAAAAGCUAAAGUUGAAGCUGAAGAAGAAACUCGUCUAGUUGCAGAAGAAGCUACCAAGGCCAAAGCUGCUGCUCUAACUCAGGGGGAGCACUCCAACUCUGGGUUCGUCCCUCUGGUCUUGAAGAUUCUGGAGGAACUGCAGAAAGAACAAUAA
Lathyrus oleraceus (garden pea) is the source of this 672-nucleotide messenger RNA. RefSeq lists its product as uncharacterized. The record is from RefSeq and is a predicted model, not a curated record. The transcript is spliced from 2 exons. NCBI's taxonomy places the organism in Eukaryota, Viridiplantae, Streptophyta, Magnoliopsida, Fabales, Fabaceae. The coding region runs from base 1 to 672 and encodes 223 amino acids.